AUGCAAGAAUUAUGUAAGCUCCAAAUCAAAGCAUCAAAGAUUAUCUCAAGAGAUCAAUCUAAACGAUCGAAAAGUCUGAUGGAAGAAUCUCAAUUAUAUGUUUCGUAUUUAAAUAAGGAUUUCAAUAUUUAUGAUAUCGUUACUGAUUUGAUUCAGAGACAAGAAAACAGCUAUGAAACUAUCCAUAACUCAGAUUUCAUCACAAAGAAGCAGAAAUAA
This is a messenger RNA of Funneliformis geosporum, 219 nucleotides long. Lineage: Eukaryota; Fungi; Glomeromycota; Glomeromycetes; Glomerales; Glomeraceae. The record is from the annotation of a GenBank genome assembly.